Molecule: messenger RNA, 3374 nt
Organism: Condylura cristata (star-nosed mole)
Lineage: Eukaryota; Metazoa; Chordata; Mammalia; Eulipotyphla; Talpidae
Gene: PYGB
Product: phosphorylase, glycogen; brain
Exons: 20
Coding region: 109-2640 (843 amino acids)
Biological process (GO): glycogen catabolic process
Cellular component (GO): cytoplasm
Molecular function (GO): pyridoxal phosphate binding; glycogen phosphorylase activity
Source: RefSeq, a predicted model, not a curated record
CGGGCCCUGCCAGCGGGAGAGUCCGCUGUCCUCGGCGCCAGAGCGGUCGUAGCAUCUUCGGUGUCAGCGUCUCUUCGCCCUCUGUCCUCUCCCUCCUCGGCCCGCGCGAUGGCGAAGCCGCUGACGGACAGCGAGAAGCGGAAGCAGAUUAGCGUGCGCGGGAUCGCGGGGCUGGGCGACGUGGGCGAGGUGCGGAAGAGCUUCAACCGGCACCUGCACUUCACGCUGGUCAAGGACCGCAACGUGGCCACGCCCCGCGACUACUACUUCGCGCUGGCGCACACGGUGCGCGACCACCUGGUGGGCCGCUGGAUCCGCACACAGCAGCACUACUAUGAGCGCGACCCCAAGCGAAUCUAUUACCUGUCUCUGGAAUUCUACAUGGGUCGUACACUGCAGAAUACGAUGGUGAAUCUUGGCCUUCAGAAUGCUUGUGAUGAAGCAAUUUACCAGUUGGGGCUGGAUUUGGAAGAACUGGAGGAAAUAGAAGAGGACGCUGGCCUUGGGAAUGGAGGCCUGGGGAGGCUGGCAGCCUGCUUCCUUGACUCGAUGGCUACUUUGGGUCUUGCGGCCUAUGGCUAUGGAAUCCGCUAUGAGUUUGGGAUUUUCAACCAGAAGAUUGUCAACGGCUGGCAGGUGGAGGAGGCUGACGACUGGCUGCGCUAUGGAAACCCCUGGGAGAAAGCCCGGCCUGAGUACAUGCUCCCAGUGCACUUCUACGGGCGGGUGCAGCACAGCUCCGAGGGCGUGCAGUGGCUGGACACGCAGGUGGUAUUGGCUAUGCCCUAUGACACCCCAGUGCCAGGCUAUAAGAACAACACUGUCAACACCAUGAGGCUGUGGUCUGCCAAGGCGCCUAAUGACUUCAAACUCCAGGAUUUCAAUGUGGGUGGCUAUGUGGAGGCAGUGCUGGACAGAAACCUGGCUGAGAACAUCUCCAGAGUCCUGUAUCCAAACGACAAUUUCUUUGAGGGAAAGGAGCUCCGCCUGAAGCAGGAGUACUUUGUGGUGGCUGCCACACUCCAGGACAUCAUUCGACGCUUUAAGUCCUCUAAGUUUGGCUGCCGGGACCCAGUGAGAACCUGUUUUGAGACAUUCCCAGACAAGGUCGCCAUCCAGCUGAAUGACACCCACCCCGCCCUCGCCAUCCCUGAGCUCAUGCGGAUCCUGGUGGACGUGGAGAAGAUAGACUGGGAUAAGGCCUGGGAAAUCACAAAGAAGACCUGUGCGUACACCAACCACACUGUGCUGCCAGAGGCCUUGGAGCGCUGGCCUGUGUCCCUGUUUGAGAAUCUGCUGCCGCGGCACCUGGAGAUCAUCUACGCUAUCAACCAGAGACACUUGGAUCACGUGGCGGCCUUGUUCCCUGGAGACGUGGACCGGCUGAGGAGGAUGUCUGUGAUUGAGGAAGGGGACUGCAAGCGGAUCAACAUGGCACACCUGUGUGUGAUUGGUUCCCACGCUGUCAACGGUGUGGCCCGUAUUCACUCGGAGAUCGUGAAGCAGUCUGUCUUUAAGGAUUUUUAUGAACUGGAGCCAGAGAAGUUCCAGAACAAGACAAAUGGUAUCACACCCCGACGCUGGCUGCUCCUAUGCAACCCUGGGCUGGCCGACACCAUCGUGGAGAAAAUCGGGGAAGGUUUCAUGACUGACCUGAGCCAACUGAAGAAGCUGCUGCCAUGGGUGAAUGAUGACGCCUUCAUCAGGGAUGUGGCCAAGGUCAAGCAGGAAAACAAGUUGAAGUUCUCUGCCUUCCUGGAGAAGGAGUACAAGGUGAAAAUCAACCCCUCUUCCAUGUUUGACGUGCACGUGAAGAGGAUCCACGAGUACAAGCGGCAGCUGCUGAACUGCCUGCACAUUGUCACCUUGUACAACCGAAUAAAGAAGGAUCCAGCCAAAGCCAUUGUGCCCAGGACUGUCAUGAUUGGAGGCAAGGCAGCUCCAGGUUACCAUAUGGCCAAGAUGAUCAUCAAGCUGGUCACAUCCAUCAGCGACGUGGUCAACCAUGAUCCAGUCGUGGGCGACAAGCUCAAAGUGAUCUUCCUGGAGAAUUACCGUGUAUCCUUGGCUGAGAAAGUGAUCCCGGCCGCAGACUUGUCACAGCAGAUCUCCACUGCGGGCACAGAGGCCUCAGGCACAGGCAACAUGAAGUUCAUGCUCAACGGGGCCCUGACCAUUGGCACCAUGGAUGGUGCCAAUGUGGAGAUGGCUGAGGAGGCUGGAGCUGAGAACCUCUUCAUCUUUGGCCUGCGGGUAGAGGAUGUUGAGGCCCUGGACCGAAAAGGGUACAAUGCCAGGGAGUACUACGAGCGCCUGCCUGAGCUGAGGCAGGCUGUGGACCAGAUCAGCAGUGGCUUCUUCUCCCCCAAGGAGCCUGACUGCUUCAAGGAUGUCGUCAACAUGCUGCUGUACCAUGACAGGUUCAAGGUGUUUGCGGAUUAUGAAGCGUACAUGGAGUGCCAGGCCCAGGUGGACCAACUGUACAGAAACCCCACAGAGUGGACCAAGAAGGUCAUCAGAAACAUCGCCUGCUCGGGCAAGUUCUCCAGUGACCGGACCAUCACGGAGUAUGCUCGGGACAUCUGGGGUGUAGAGCCCUCUGACCUGCAGAUCCCACCACCUAACCUCCCCAGGGAUUAGGUGCCCCGGUGCUGGGCCCAGCUGGCUUUGGUUUUCUUGUCAAUUCUGCACCCCAGGCCAGUUUCAAGCAUUGUGCCCACAGCCCACUGGCUGCUUUUUUAUUGGACUGUGUUCCUGGGAGGGCAUGGCCAUUACGGUGGUGGCCUUGUGUAUCCCUUGUCAGUCCUGGAGGGUGAACUUCUAUCUCGCACGCAUAAAACCACACACCCGUACAUGAGUGUGUGUAUGUGCACACACACACCAACCAGCCUUCAUUCUCACCAGUUUAACAAUAUGGUCUGGAAAAGGACCCAAUGGACCCAUAAGCGAGCCCCUUUUCAAUCUGCCUUGGCAGAAGACUGGUGCCAGGGAGGGCACAGUGAGCCCCUCUCAGGUGCCCCCAAGAAACCAGGGAGCAGAUCGGGCCCUUUACCAGGGGUUGUUGGAGACAUCAGGGAAGAUCCCUUCUAGAAGCAGCUUGAAGGAGCCUUGCCAGCUGGGUCUGGGUGGUGUGGGGACCACACACCACCUCGCCCCAGCUUCCAUCCACUCUCAGAACCAGACUGCAGGGUUUUGUUCACAUGCACACUUCAGAGCCACUAGAGUCUAUAGGUGAGGGACAUAUUCUGGGGCGGUGGUGGUGCCCUGGCAUCCCACACUGCCCUGGCCCUUAGUCCACGUGACCAUCACUGUAACCUUUUACGUUGCUGCCUCAUGUGAGAACUGAUUAAACCCUCCUGCCUGUGCUUGGCUGA